Molecule: messenger RNA, 1341 nt
Organism: Kalmanozyma brasiliensis GHG001
Lineage: Eukaryota; Fungi; Basidiomycota; Ustilaginomycetes; Ustilaginales
Product: TAFII28-like protein
Exons: 1
Coding region: 1-1341 (446 amino acids)
Biological process (GO): RNA polymerase II preinitiation complex assembly; transcription initiation at RNA polymerase II promoter
Cellular component (GO): transcription factor TFIID complex; nucleus
Molecular function (GO): transcription coactivator activity; protein heterodimerization activity
Source: RefSeq, a predicted model, not a curated record
AUGUCGUCUUCACAGCCACCAGGAGGUGGCGAGAUACCAGGGUCGGAUAUACCAGACAUGACAGGAACAGGCGUCAUCCCGGAGUCGUUCUUCGACAUGCCCUUCGACUAUGGAACGGGUGACGCCAACAUGGACUUUGGUUCGAUGCCUGGCUUCCCGACUGGCGACGUCGCCAUGUCGAAUUCAUCUGACUUUGAUGCGCUCACCGCCCAAAUCGCCGCAAGUAUGCCACCGCUUCCUUCCGCCUCCUAUCCUACGACGAUGAUGGCGGGCUCGCAACCCUAUUCAGCAGGGGUAAAGAUGGAGAUGGAGGAUUCGAGCAGCGUGCCAGGCGCCUCCCCUAUGACAGCAGAAGGAUCCACGCCCAAACCGGCAGCACCAAAGGCAAAGAAGCCAGCAAAGCCCAAAGAGGAAGGAGCGGAAGCAAAAACGAAGAAGCCAAAGAAGAAGCCAGCUGCUAUCGCUGCCACAGAUGCCGCCGCUACGGCUUCACCCGCAUCUUCCGGGCCUGUCCCAGGAUCAUCCAAAGAUUCGGCCUCGUCAUCGGCACCGAAACCCAAGAAGACUGUCAAGAAGAAGAAUGCAAGCACGAGCAAAGAUCAGCCCCCUUCCGCCACCACUUCACCCGCAGCGUUUGCGACUCCGGCUUCGCCCUCAAAAGACACGAAGUCGAAAGGCAAGAAGGCAUCAGCAUCAAAAGCCGGCGGAAAAGCAGCCAGCAAGGCGCGAUCUACCACAGCGAGGUCAGCAUCCCGGAUGUCGUCCAUCGGCAGAGAUGCAGGGACUCCCGCAGCAGCGUCACGCGUCGGCAGUCAACGGCCGCAGGAUGAAGCCAACGACGACGACGAGCCUGCGCCGAAUCGAGCGGCACCGCAAGAGGACGAGGAAGCGGACGACGAAGAAGUGGAAGCCGAUGACGGCGUCGAGGAGCUCGGCAAGGACCACUUUUCGACGCAAGAGGCUAUCUAUGCUGCUCAGCAGCGCAACAUGGGUCUCCUGUCGAUGGUCAUGGACGAAGAUCAGCUGGACAGGCACAUGGCCUCCCGAAGAGGUGCUCUUAACAAGACGAGCGUUCGCAAAUUGGUCAACCAUGUGCUGUCGCAGUCCGUCUCGCAGCACGUAGCGAUGGUGGUCUCGGGUGUAGCCAAGAUCUUUGUCGGUGAGAUCGUCGAAAAGGCUCGCGAGAUUCAAGCAAUGCGAGGCGAGCAAGGCCCGCUUCGACCGAAUCACCUGCGCGAGGCACAUCGACAGUACUAUCUCAAGCGCGAGCGUCCCGGUCACUAUCCACCUGGCACCAACGCAGGCUUUCCUGGCGUGGGCAAAAAAAGACGCAUGUUUUGA